CCCCAAGCGGACAGUUUCACUCCGCUGAUUGCAACGAACGGCUAGCUUUGGAAAUGGAUUCGCACACCUUCGUCCUACUGCUGCUCAUUGGAUGCCUCUGCCUGAUGGCCGGAUCCUGGGUGGCAGCUGCUCCCGCCUGCAAUGGUGGCUUCUAUUCGAAGAACGGCAACCUGGUCAUCGAUAUUCAAAACUUACAGUCUCACCUGAACUGUGUUCAGAAUCAGCAUCAGAGGGGAUAACAUACGCGGAUUGAACUUAAUACAUAUAUAAACAGAUAUUGGUGCCAUAAUUAGGGCACUGUGAAUAAAAUAAAAUAAACAAAACCCAAUGUUACACUAAUCGUAAUUUGUGAAGCCAAAAUAUUUGUUAAUAAACCACUGCACAUGCAGGCAUUGAGCCACGGGUAAAAUACAAACAA
This is a messenger RNA of Drosophila serrata, 418 nucleotides long. RefSeq lists its product as uncharacterized. The record is from RefSeq and is a predicted model, not a curated record. NCBI's taxonomy places the organism in Eukaryota, Metazoa, Arthropoda, Insecta, Diptera, Drosophilidae.